AUGAACCCAUUAGACAAGCAACGAAAACUAAUUAGCUAUCAACGAUUACAUUUUAUGCAGCAUCUAAAUAGACGAAGAAACACCGCAGGUCCAUCAUUGGACUCGUUGGCUCUUUCGAUGGUUGAUUCUUUGGGGGAGACUAUUUCAUCUAUGUCUUCCGCAAAUACUUCUCAAAAUAUGUCAGCGACAAUUAUAGAUUCUCAAGAUUCACUUGACAAACAAGCCGAAUCACUGUACCAACAAGGGCACUUUUUCCUCCAUUUUGCAACGCCAAGGAAACCUGAACUAGCAUUCACAAAAUUUACCGCUGCCUCGGAACUCGGAUCUUUAGCUGCAAAACACCAACAAGCUUAUUGUUUGCAACAUGGAUUUGGUGUCGAAAAGAAUGAAAGACAUGCAGUUUCAAUAUAUUUAAAUUUAAGUGCCGAGCCGAAGCCAAUGGUUGCGUCUUUAAAUCAAUUAGGAAUAUGUUAUCAUUUAGGCGUUGGAGUAGAAGUUGACGAAGAAAGAGCUUUAAAUUAUUACAAGAGAGCCGCAGAACUAGGAAAUCGGGAUGCAAUGUUUAAUUAUGCCUACUGUUUACGACAUGGAAUAGGCGCUCAACGAGAUAAUGAAAAAGCAUACUCAAUUUAUGUCCAGCUCGCCGAGUUGGGUGAUCUACAAGGCAUGAAACUUGCUGGUAAUUGCAAAGCCGGUGGCCUAGGAACAACCGCGUCAAAUGAAGAAGCUCUAGCAUUAUUUAAGAACGCCAGUGAAAGCGAUAUUUAUUGGGGAGCCAAGCCGCAAUAUGCACUUUUCCUUUUGAAUGGUAUCGGCACCGAGCCGGAUCACGCUAAAGCUUUUCAAAUCCUCUACGAGACAUGUACUCGCUGGCCUUGUGUUUCCGGCACGACAAAAAUAUUAUUAGGCCGAUGCUAUCAUUUCGGCGUCGGCGUAGAACAAGAUUUAGAGACUGCGUCAUAUUGGUAUGAACGUGCAUUGCGAAGUUAUGGAAUGUCAAUGCCAUUGGUUGAAGAGUGCGAAUUUUUAAUCAAAGACGUGCAAGAAAAAUUGGCCUCCACGAGAAAAGGAUACUAA
Molecule: messenger RNA, 1077 nt
Organism: Ambispora gerdemannii
Lineage: Eukaryota; Fungi; Glomeromycota; Glomeromycetes; Archaeosporales; Ambisporaceae
Source: the annotation of a GenBank genome assembly